This is a messenger RNA of Diversispora eburnea, 1054 nucleotides long. The record is from the annotation of a GenBank genome assembly. NCBI's taxonomy places the organism in Eukaryota, Fungi, Glomeromycota, Glomeromycetes, Diversisporales, Diversisporaceae.
AUGUCUCUUCCUAUAAAAAAAAUACCAUUUCCCCCAUCUAUUAACGUAGAUAAAAUAAUACAAAUGCAUUUAAAAAAUGGCAUUAAGAAUGUCAAUGAAACAAUGAAUGCAUUCAUGAUUUAUCGUAAUGAAUUUAAUCACGUUCACCAAAACUUUAACCUUUCAUGUAAAAAUGUGUCAAAAUUAGCAAGUAAAUCUUGGAAAAAUGAGCCAGGAUAUGUUAAACAACAUUACAAACAGAUAUCUAAAGAGGUUAAGAAACGCUUUAAAAAAAUCGUCCCUACACCUUUUUUCAUUAGCAAAUUUGGGACAAGCAACCAAGUUGGUACAAAUGAUGCUUUUCUAGAAACUAAUCUUCCUAUAGAUCAAAACUUAUCAGACACUAUUUAUUCUAGUCACCAAUUUAUUAAUACGGGUCCUACGAACCAGAUCUCUCCAGACAUUAUCUGUUAUAAUUCUCUACUUAUGAAUACAGAACAAACCUCUUUAGGUACUACCUGCUAUAAUUCUCCACCUUCAAACCCACAAGACGCUAUUUAUUCUAGCUACCCAGGUGCUACCCACUCUAAUCUUCUUGUGGACCAAUUCUCUCAAGAAUUUACUUUCGCUGAUCCUUCGAAGAUGGACCAAAUCUCUCCGGACAUUAACUGUUUUAAUUCUUCAUUUAUACCAUUUAUAAAUGCUCUAGGCGCUACCCAUGUUAUUUCUCCACCUUUUGUGGAUCAAUACUCUCAAAUUACUUUCCCUGAUCCUUCAGAUAUGGACCAAAUCUUCCCUGGCAUUACACGUCAUAAUUUGCCAUUUUUAAAUGUUCUUGACAUCUCCCACGUUAAUUCUCCACCUUCAAACUCUCUCAAUAAUAUUUACUCUAGUCAAAAUUCUCUAGAUGCUACCAACUCUCGUCCUCCCAUGGUCCAAUACCCUCUAGAAAUUACUUUCCUUGAUCCAAAUAUGGGACAAAUAUUUCUAGGAAUUAACUGUUAUAAUUCUCAACUUAUGAAUACGGAUCAAAACUCUCCAGAUGCUACCUACUAUAAUUCUGCAAGAAUUGACU